Molecule: messenger RNA, 8142 nt
Organism: Camelus dromedarius (Arabian camel)
Lineage: Eukaryota; Metazoa; Chordata; Mammalia; Artiodactyla; Camelidae
Gene: SHC3
Product: SHC adaptor protein 3
Exons: 12
Coding region: 135-1913 (592 amino acids)
Biological process (GO): cell surface receptor protein tyrosine kinase signaling pathway; intracellular signal transduction
Cellular component (GO): plasma membrane
Molecular function (GO): receptor tyrosine kinase binding
Source: RefSeq, a predicted model, not a curated record
CCCACCCCCCCGCCGGCUGUCCCGGCCACUCCGUCCCGCCCGGGGGACCGCGGCUCGCCUGCUAUGCGCGGCAGCCCGCGCCGGGGGCUGGCACCUGCAGCGCCCGGGCGGAUGCGGCGAGCCCACGGAGGGGCAUGCUUCCACGCACCAAGUACAACCGCUUCAGGAAUGACUCGGUGACAUCGGUCGAUGACCUUCUGCACAACCUGUCGGUGAGCGGCGGCGGCAAGGUCUCGGCGGCGCGCGCGGCCCCGGCGGCGGCCCCCUACCUGGUGUCCGGAGACGCGCUGCGCAGGGCGCCCGACGAUGGGCCGGGCAGCCUGGGCCACCUGCUCCACAAGGUGUCCCACCUGAAACUCUCCAGCUCGGGCCUCCGCGGCCUGUCGGCGGCCAGGGAGCGGGCGGGCGCGCGGCUCUCGGGCAGCUGCAGCGCGCCCAGCCUGGCCGCCCCGGACGGCAGCGCGCCCCCCGGGCCCCGCGCCCCGGCCAUGCGCGCCGCCCGCCAGGGCCGCCCCGGCGACGAGCCGCCGCCCUGCGCCCCGCACGCCAGCGACCAGGUGCUGGGGGCCGGAGUCACCUACGUCGUCAAGUACUUGGGGUGCAUCGAAGUUCUGCGCUCCAUGAGGUCGCUGGACUUCAGCACCAGGACGCAGAUUACCAGAGAAGCCAUCAGCCGGGUCUGCGAAGCCGUGCCCGGGGCCAAGGGAGCCUUCAGGAGGAGAAAGCCUCCGAGCAAAAUGCUGUCCAGCAUCCUGGGCAAGAGGAACCUCCAGUUCGCGGGGACGAGCAUCUCCCUGACCAUAUCCACCGCCAGCCUGAGCCUGCGGACGCCGGACUCGAAGCAGAUCAUAGCCAAUCAUCACAUGCAGUCCAUCUCCUUCGCCUCCGGGGGGGACCCGGACACAACAGACUACGUUGCGUACGUCGCUAAGGACCCCGUUAACCGCAGAGCCUGUCACAUUCUGGAGUGCUGUGACGGGCUGGCCCAGGAUGUCAUCGGCUCCAUCGGACAGGCCUUUGAGCUCCGGUUCAAGCAGUAUUUGCAGUGUCCUUCCAAGAUCCCUGCUCUCCACGACCGAAUGCAGAGUCUAGAUGAGCCAUGGACUGAAGAGGAGGGUGACGGCUCAGACCACCCGUACUACAACAGCAUUCCAAGCAAGACGCCUCCUCCAGGGGGGUUUGUGGAUGCUAGACUGAAAGCCAGACCCCACUGCCCUGACGUGGCCCAGUUUGCAGGGAAAGAACAGACUUACUACCAGGGGAGACACUUAGGAGACCCGUUUGGAGAAGACUGGCAGCAAGCACCUGCCAGGCAAGGUGAGCGGCAAGGGGCCUUGGACAUCUACAGCGUGCCAGCCGGGAGAUCGCCCGUGGCCACCGCCGGAGAGGCCCCCGCCUACGUCAACACGCAGCGCGCCCCGCGGCAGGCCCGGCCGGCCGCCGGCAGCAGCGCAGAGAGCAGCCCCAGGAGAGACCUCUUUGAUAUGAAGCCUUUCGAAGACGCUCUCAAGAACCAGCCGUUGGGGCCUGUGCUGAGUAAGGCGGCCUCCGUGGAGUGCAUCAGCCCCGUCUCACCCAGGGCCCCGGACGCCAGGAUGCUGGAAGAGCUGAGAGCGGAGCCUUGGUACCAGGGGGAGAUGAGCAGGAAGGAGGCAGAGCGGCUGCUGAAGACGGAUGGAGACUUCCUGGUCAGGAAGAGCGCCACCAACCCCGGCUCCUUCGUCCUCACUGGCAUGCACAACGGCCAGGCCAAGCACCUGCUGCUCGUGGACCCAGAAGGCACGAUCCGGACAAAGGACAGGAUCUUUGACAGCAUCAGCCACCUCAUCACCCACCACCUGGAGAACAGCCUGCCCAUCGUCUCCGCCGGGAGCGAGCUCUGCCUCCAGCAGCCGGUGGGAAGGAACCCGUGACCCACCAGCUGCCCUGCCCGACACUGCGCCUGGGGUCAAGCGGACUCAGUUCUUCUCGGUAGAUGGGUAAUCGGGCCACAGGAGCUCGAGCAGCUGCCCACUGGCUCUGAGCUUCCUCCAAACGCCCCAGGAGGAAAGCCUCCCUAAAAUGCAAGUUUUAUAAACUUGUUCCGAAUUCUCAUGUGCAUAUGAAGGUGUACAUACCUAUACAGCCUGUACAAAUUGUCCCUCUAUAUUUAUAUUUUUUAAGACCCAGAAAGAUGUAAGACUAAUGUUCUGUGCUGUCUGUUUUUAACGAAAAAAAAAGUUUGACUGUAGUUGUCCGGGCAAAAAUGUUAGUCAACUGACCCAUUCCACAGGGAAAGUCCACUGGGCAGGUGUUACCCACUAAGCACAACACAGAAGCGGCGGGAGGGUCGGUGAUAAGCGCUUGGAAUUAUCGUAGCAUAAGGCGCCUAGCUCUGCAUGGAAAGGGCUGUGAAGUGCUGGUUCUGGCGGCUGUCCCUCCUCCUUGGCGACACCUCCCAGGCUGUGUGCAUCACACCCGCGUGCAAGGCGUUUCCGGGACCAGGGUGUUCGUGCCGCUGCACUGAAGAGCAGGCGUUCGUCACUCCGGCUGUAUCGGGCAGCGCUGAGCACAGGGAUGCUGUCUCCCAUGACCCUGGCUGGUGGUCCAGGGGUUCUUGGGGAUUCACCUUACUGCCAAAUGUGGCAUAAAAUAAGCCUCACUGAUCAAGAUCUUGGCUGGUAAAGGCUUCCUUCGUUUUUACCUGUAUGAUGACAAAACCAGGCUGUGUGGAGGGGCAGCUGGGGGCUUGUACAUCCUUGUAGCUAACAGGCUGCUUCAGGACCUGCUAGUGAAACUGCCCCCCGGCCCCGCUUACAUUCAGUAGAGGACAAAGCACGUGCAGGAGCUGUGCCGGGAAGACAGGUACAGACACGCGCUUAGAGUCAGGCCUGGGAACGUUCCAGCAGCCGUGGCUGAUUCAGCUUGGCCGGAAGCGAGGGGCCAGACGCAGGAGUUUUGGGGAUCAGUUCGAGGUCCCGCUUCUGGAGAGGUUAGUGGGUGGAGUGACUGUUUGUCGCUACAACAGGUUUCCCAGCUGCUCCAAGGAGAGGGUGCGCGCCUGUCCUGGCUCCUCCCUUCCAGAUAAAAUACUCAGAUUUCCUACUGUUUCAUUUGGUGUGAGGACGUUGACAACGUUUAUAACUUAAAAAAAAAAAAAAGUCUGGCUUGAGAUCACCAUGUGCUUUAACAGAUGUCUUUUAAAAGAGAGGACGAUUCAUUCAUUCGUUGGCACCUUCCCGCUGGUGCUACAACGUUGGCGCUUGUCCCGUGAAAUCCCACUGCGUGCGGCUCCCCUUCCUCCCGCAGCACGGAGACACUGCCCGCACACUUAGUGCUGGGCAGCAGUACAUUAGAUGCUUCUAGGAUGAGGAGUUAAGGGUAGAUUUUUAAAACUCUGAUGAGCAAAAAAAAAAAACUUCCUCCAAGUUAGAAUGCUGGGCCUGUGAACCCUGCGUCCACUUUUAGGGUGUGUGUGGCCGGGACGGAGGACAGGGAAGAGCUGUUGAGUGAGGAUGGGUCGGGGCAGGGCCAGGGCCUCGUCUUGGCCUUCUGUGGAGUUCCUCCCCCUUGAGGGUCCCAGGAAUCCAGUCGGCUGUGGCUUCAGUCUUCUAGGAUGUUCUCCAGUGACCAGGCAGGUCUGACACUUACAUAGCCCACGCUGCCCCUUCCUGGCGUGCUCCUGGGGUCAGGUGCACACAGAUAUUCUGCUCCAAGUUAUCCAGAAGCGGUGGGGACUGAACAGGGACGCAGGGCAGCAACUGGGUCGGGCUCCUGCCCUGUGGUGACACAGACUUUGGGACAUGAGAGCUGCCCGGCACGCUGUCUCUCGGAGGCCUGCAGCCCUGCAGCCCUGCAGAUGUACAUAAGCGUCUGACCUCCCUGGGGAUGCAUGAUCCUUCUCUGUGUGCAGCUGUACACACAUACACAAGUGGAUGAAAGGACUUCGUUCAACAGUCUUGUACGCCCCACUGCGUGAGGCCAAGAUGCUCACGUAAAGGGCAAAGCAAAGCAGGAAACAAGAGUUAAGAACCAAGAGCCUUUCAACGUUUGAUCUGCUUUUUUCUCUUGGGGCCGUAAGAAACGGUCAUCUGCAAUUUCACUAGCUCUCUGCUCUGAAGUCGGUGUUGAUCUCAGUGCUGAUAAGCGAUAUAUGUUUUGUUUUGUUUUUUUUUUGCAUGAGAAUCAAUUUAGAAAAUUAAAAGUAUUGGGGGAUCGGAUUUUGUUUCAAUAUUAAUUCAAAAUACAUAUUUUUAAACUCAGAUUACAAGAUUGCGUCCCCUGGAACAGUGCCAGUGGGACAACCUGGCCCUCCUUUGUGGCCUUCGGAGCAGAUGUGAGAUGCAGCAGGUGGCAGAAAUUUCUGAGUCCUGGUUUCCUGCCAUUCGUAAAGCAUGUGACUGCUCACUGGGGCCGUCGCAUCCCCUCCUUCAGGCGCCCUGUGCCGGGCAGCACGCGGCCUCGCCCUCAGGUGGGGAGACUGAGGUGCAGAUGCUGCCCCCGCCCGGCUCAGAGCUGCCCGGUCGCGGGCAGGGCCGCCCGGGGCUGGUCACUGUGCGCCCGGCCGGCCACCCGGCCCCGCGGAGUGCGCUGGGACCUGCGGCCCCUCUCGAGGCCCCCCUGCCGCUUGCCCCAGGCCCCUGUGUCUGCUGGGAGAGCAAGGCGGGCCCAGAGGUCCUGUAAUGGCCCUUUCGGCCAAGUGGCCAUGGAGGUCUGCCUGCCAACGCCCCCCCCCGCACCAUCCUCUGUGGAUGAGCUGUGCUCUCCCGUGACAGCCUCCUCUGCUCAGAGCCCGCGGGGCUUCCCGCGGGGCUGCGCGUCCCUGGUUUCAGUCCGCUUUGCGGCCUGACCACCGAGGGGACCCGAGCAGCUCCCAGUGGAAGCAGGUGGACAGUCAGAGAGACGGAUUCAGGUAACUCCCCAGCUAAGCCCCAGGCUCAAGCAAGCUGCCGCCCCCGGGCCUCUUCUAUCUGAGAGGCCAGGGGACCGGAGCCCGCCUGGCCUUGCUGUUAUUUGCCCAGUGAUUCUGCUUCAUGUGUCUCACGUGUGGGGGUCGACGGAUGAAGGCCCAGCUGGGGGUCUCCUGAUGGAGGGGGGCCGACGAACAGGCCCCGAGAGCGCAGAAAGUGACCAGCCGUGUGCGGGCGGAAUGACGCGGUGGUAGGCGAGACAGGCCUGGGGGAGUGGAUGGAACAGCACUUGUGCGGCCCCCAAAGGGCCCCGACUCCCGGCUGAGUCCAGCCUGCCGUCCUGCAGACGGCCGCUCCCUGCAAUGGCCCUCUCCGUGCAGGUCGAUGUGAUGCCGGGGUGGCUCCUUUGCAUACGUAACACUUUAAAACUAGCGUCCUGGUCCUUAUUCUCUGAGUCAGUCACCUCGCGGAGGCCAGUCACGCGUUUCUUUGGGUCCUUGCUCCCCGGGCAGCAGCCUUGGCUCUGGCACGCGCAGAACCACGUGGCCUCGAGCUGCGUGCUGGGCUCCUCUGAGCCCUGGCUCGCCGCCCGCAUGGCCGGGCUGUGCGGUCCCUGUCAUGAGAGGGUGUGGGGCUGGUGACCGUGUGCAAGCCUGCAGGACAGCUGUCUCCCGGGAUGCUUCACUCUCCAAAGUGUACAUCUGUGCUCUCUUACUGGCUAAGCGCAUAUCCCAAAAUGCCUUUCUGGGGAUGGAGGCAGCCUGGCUGGAACUGGGUAGGAGAGUCUGGAAAGACUGCAGGACACAGACAAAUCCUGGCCGUGGGUUUCAGAAUAAUAUUCUCUGGUUCUGUACUGAGACUUUCCGUUGGUUCUGGGAAAGACAAAUGGAGAAACUCCUUUACUGGCACAUGUUGUAAACCCAGAACUGCCCCUGCUCCCCAGAGGACACUGCAAGGGGGCGUCUGGGCAGCGUACAGCUGAAGGGACCCGUUUUUCAGUGAGGAAAUUAGAGCUGAUUGACUUGCCAGAGGGUGAUGACAGUCAGCGGCUGAAUCAGGACAGAGCGCAGGACUUAUCAGGGUCCUUUAGGGCUUGGAUAGAAAGCUCAGCCCCCGAUGGAAAACGAUACGUGGUGCUUCCCUCCUUGGGUUGCAUUUAUGCUCCGUCUUUUUUCCCAAAAUGCAUAAAGGCGUGAGUCGUUCACACGAACGAGGAAGUGUUUCUAUCCCUUUGUUGAGUUUGGGGUUCCGCAGAAGCAGAUCCUGAGGGAGGCUGUGAGUGGACGCAGGUUCUCAGGGUGAUGACCCCGGGGUGAGGAAGGGAGGGAAGCUGAUAAGGAAGGCGUGACACGCAAGGCAGCAGGCGUGGGUAACUGACUGCACUGGGGGCUGCGGGAGGCAGGGCUGGACACGCUUCGGAGCUAGCCUGCUGGGCGGGGAGCGAGCUGGACACUUCCUCACCCAGGGCAGCACUGGUAGAAGGCUCUUUCCGGCCAGUGUCCUCGCGGGUCCUGUGAACAGCAAGCCCUGAGUCCUUGGGCAGAGAGACAGGCCUUCAUGAGCAGACCUGGGGUGAAAGGCAGGCAUCAGAGCCAUCGGGGUCGUCCCCAGAGCUCCUGACUCAGUGGGUCUGCAUGGGGCUGGAGAACCUGCAUUUCUAACAGAGGGUGGUGGCCGUAGGUGGUCUGGACUUUGAGAGCCACCACCAGGUGUGAACAGCUAGUCCUUACCUGUCUCUCACUGGUGAUUUUCCCCUCUGAUUUAUAGUUACGUUUUCAUGUCACAGAUGCCAGGGUCCAUGCUGCGAGCUUAAAAGUGGAGGAUUACUAAGCAUUUAUAACUCCAUGCACUCAUUGCUGGCAGAUAAAAGUGCCAUCUGCCGGCCACGGUUUAUUUAUAAGGGGUUUAUACACAUUUAUAAGUUUGCAAGCAACAAAUGCAGUUUUAAAACUGGCACGUUUUCUAGCAGCCAGAAAAAUUGCAACUUUAUACCAGGCCUUGUGAGUAUCAAUUGCAUACGUGUAUGUAUGUUACACACACACACACACACACACACCCCUGCUGAUCAUGACGAAUGUGCUUCUCCGUACGUGUGUACGCACACACGCACGCCGACGCCCACACUGAUCACAACGGCUGUGCGUUUCUGUGUGUGUGUGUGCCCGUGCAGGCUGGCUGGGCGACUUGCAGCUCCGGAUUCCUCCCUGGGUUUUGGUACUUUAACAAUGACAACCAGGAAGUUGUACAAAUGGUGAGUUUGGGGACUGAUACGUCCUGGCGUCCACAGGCACAGGGAGGAGGGCCCUGGAUGCGGCAGGAACAGGAUAAGGGGGUCACCGGGGGCCACUGUGGGAAGUGACAAAGGGACAAAAGGGAAGAGAAGACAGUAGUGGAAGACAGGAAAGGAGAGGACGGGACGGCAGGGCAAGCAAGUUGAGACCUACGUCCUGUGUUCACCCAGCAGUGUGCAAAGACAGGCCGGGGCAGGUGUCGCGGGAGGCCGCCCGCCAGGCACGCCUGGGGACCACGCCUUGUCUUCCCGCUGCAGCCCCGGACGCGGCACUGCUGGGCGCUUUCCUAACCCGCCUUCUCUUGGCCUCAUUCCACGUGCGUUCACAUGAGGCGGGAGCUGUGUGGUUCCCGGGGAGCGUGCAAGGGCUCCGCCGGCCUGGAGGGUCAGAGGCCCUCCCGCGUUCACGGGUGCCAGGACAACGGCUCUCGUGGGCCCAGACACACAGGGCUCCCUCCCCAGGGCUGCAAGGGCCGUUCUCAGUGCAGAAAGCGCCAGAAACCAAGUCUCAUUCAAGUCAGUUUCUACUUUGUGGUUUGAAAUGCUCUGGGUGGAAAAGCACGUACACGGUGACACGCGCUGCGGCCCCGGGUGUUUGAGGGAAUUAACUCACACUCGUCUGGGACAUUGUUACCGCAACCGAAGUUUCUAACCACUGACUCAAGCGACAGUUAAGGCAGAAAUCAAUGAACAAAUCCAUCUUUGAACACUGGGUUAACUUUUUAAAGUAACAACCGUGUGUUGGUUGCAAGUGGAAAUGUUCUUUGUUCAUCUGACUUUUGAGCAUCACUUGUUCCAGAAUAAAUAUUGUAAAAUCAAGUACAUGAAUGUUUCUUUGUAUCCAGAAUUAAAUAAGCAUUAAAAUCUGAUGUUUAAGUCCAUGAUUAGGAGAGAACGCUGUGUAAAUUUAACGUGCAAUGACGAGGCAUUUAUUACUUUAAAAAAAGCAUUUGGAUGGCAAAU